CCCCCCUGACACAGAACUCUGUCCCCACAGAGCUGCUACCACCAUGUGGAAGAGCAUCAUGUGCUCGUGCAGGGCUGCAGAGCCGGCCAUGCUGAUACUUCUGGAUGUGCUGGGCACCUGGCCAGAGCUCAGCAUGUGCACCUCCGACGGGGACCACACGGCUGUCCUUGCCCUGGCUGCAACUGUGGUGAUAUGGAAGAUGCUCCAGCUGCCCUGUGUCCCACAUGCAGUGACAGUGUAUUUCCCCCGUCUCUUGGUGCAUCUGCUCUUGCAAGUGCUCUUCAGCACAUUGGAUAUGCCAGAGAAGGUCGAUACUUUCUGGAAGAGAUGCCAGCAGCAACACGGCCUUGCCAUCAGCCCCAACAGGUUUGCAGUGCAGACCCUGAAGGCCCUGCUCUGCCGACUGCACUAUGAGGAUGUGGUGGCAGCAGUGGAAGACGAGUGUGGCUGGGACACGCUGCUGUGUGCUGGCACGCACCACUGUGCUGUGGGUGUGCUGGCCAGAGCAAUGCGUCACGUGUCCCUACCCUUGUGUUCUGCGAUUGCAUUCUACCUGCUCGGGCUGCUCAGCAAAGACACGGCACACGGGGAUUUGGCCGCCAUGGCGUUCCUUGUGGAGAUGUUGGAGUGCCUGGACUCGAGUGAAUACCGUGACAGCGUCCUGGAGAUCGCAUCAAACAAACUGCAGAGCGAGUGCAGGGAGAGGCGUCGCUUGGCACUCAGAGGCCUUGUGGUGCUCGGCAAGAAUUCCUCCAUGGCCAAAAGAAUGUGGGGCCUGCAUGAAAGGCUCGUGGAGCUCCUGGGGGAAAAUGACAGCCAUGUGCUUGGGAUGAGCAUCGCUCUCCUCAGCCGUUUGUUCCUGUACAAUGGUGGCCCGAUAACCAUCCCCCUCGGCCUGCAGCUGGCUGAGGCGCUCCUGCCGCUCUUUGACAAUGACGAUAGCCAGGUGCAGCUGUGCUCCAUGUUCAUCUUUCGAGAGAUGAUGGAUUUUCUACCAAAGGAGGGAAAAAAGGCCUUGAAGUCCCACGUGCAGCAGAGCCUGCUCCCACUCUCCUUGCACUGCCAUGACGAGAACCAGCGCGUGGUUGAUGCCUCCCGGGAAACGCUGCUCUGUUCCGCCCGAUUCCUGAAGAGGAAGGAUCUCCAGCAGAUGCUGCGGGUGGAUCAGACCUGGAGGUUCGGCGAGGGCCUGGUAAGGGCGGGCUGGAAGCCCCAGCCCCAGGCUGGAGAAGCUCAGUGUGUGCGGCUGGCAGCUGUGCCCUGCCCAGUGCCGCACCCAGGGCCGCCAGCCUGUGCCCCACACGCUGCUCCCUUCCCUGGGCCCCGCGGGCUCUACUCCAGCCCCCUGUGGCCCCGAGCCGUGUGCCCAUGGAGCCCCGGCACCGCUGGUCUGUCGG
Cyanistes caeruleus (blue tit) is the source of this 1397-nucleotide messenger RNA. Lineage: Eukaryota; Metazoa; Chordata; Aves; Passeriformes; Paridae. The record is from RefSeq and is a predicted model, not a curated record.